Soboliphyme baturini is the source of this 159-nucleotide messenger RNA. The record is from the annotation of a GenBank genome assembly. Lineage: Eukaryota; Metazoa; Nematoda; Enoplea; Dioctophymatida; Soboliphymatidae.
AUGAGAGAUUUCGUUGAGGAACAGAUGGCGUUUUACGCGCACUGUCAUCAGCACAUGGCCGAUCUACAGCGUUCAAUUUCUGGGUAUGACACGUUUGUUUUUAUUUGUUCUUGUAUUGUUGUUUACUGCGUGCAGUGUUGGUGUGCUGUUCGCUUCUAG